Molecule: messenger RNA, 545 nt
Organism: Rhea pennata
Lineage: Eukaryota; Metazoa; Chordata; Aves; Rheiformes; Rheidae
Gene: COPS9
Product: COP9 signalosome subunit 9
Exons: 3
Coding region: 52-225 (57 amino acids)
Biological process (GO): negative regulation of protein neddylation
Source: RefSeq, a predicted model, not a curated record
GCGGGCGGCCGGAAGCGGGGCCGUGGGGGCGAGGAGGAGGGUGGCUGCGCCAUGAAGCCGGCCGUGGACGAGAUGUUCCCGGAGGGCGCCGGGCCGUACGUGGACCUCGACGAGGCAGGGGGAAGCACGGGCCUGCUGAUGGACCUCGCCGCCAACGAGAAAGCGGUGCACGCCGACUUCUUCAACGAUUUUGAAGAUCUCUUUGAUGAUGAUGACAUCCAGUGAACUUAGUCUUCCAGCUAUGUGGUGCUGAGAUGUGGAAUUCUGCUCUAGGAUCACCUAUGGUGUCCAUUAUUUAUUAAAAUAAUCAAAACAGAAAAACCACAGAGAGGAAAAAAAACAUGUAAGCUUCUCGGUAAUAUGAAAAACAGAUUGUUAAAGAUAACUAUAAAAGUAAUUGUGGACUGCUACCUCUAGGAAGCUGUGUAAGGGGUUUUUUUUUUUUUUUGUUGUUUUUUUUGAGUUUGUUUCUUUUUAACUUUAUUUGCUAAUGUGCUCAUUUAAUAAAAUCUUGACAAAAUCUCCUUCUGGAGUGUACUGUGAAA